GGGUACUGAUAAAUGAGAAAAAAAUCAAAACCCAUUUUGUGUGUAGUGUUGUCUACAUUUUGUAUGCAGCUAUUUUGCUGUAGUCAAUUAACCAGUUAAAUAAUAAAAUAAUUAGAACCAACUAUUGGUAGGUAAGUGUUGAAAUAUUAUAUUUACUGAUAAGUUAUGCCAAAUCCGUAACGAUUAUAGAAAUUGAUGUAUGUUUAUGGUUUAUCAUACAAUUAAUAAUUAUUAUAAUUAUUGUAUUAGAAGUAAUUGUUUGCUAGUUUAAAUUAUGACUUAAAAAUAAAAACCAACUUGUUUAGACACCAUUCUGUUUUAUAUUACUUCAUGACAUAAAUAUUUGAUGCACACACAGGUAUUAUACAAAGCAUUUAUAACGGCAGAUAAUCAUGAUAACUGGCAAUCAUUUUCACCAUUUUAUCGAAAAUACACUAUUGGCUCGAUCUGAAGAGUAAGUAAACACAUUAAAAUAAUGCCAUUACAAAUAACUUAUUCUUCCUCAAUUCCUUUAUCCUGCACAUCUCAUCAUACAUCAUCAUUUUAUCGUUCAUUCUAUUGUUACUCAUGCUAUCUAAAGUUAGUCACUAAUAAAAUAAUCAAAUUGAUAUGGCAAUUAUAAUUUUUUGGAUUUUAAAAAUGAUUAAAGUAAGUACUUAAGGGUAACCUAUAACAUAUUCUAUACAUUUUAUUAUUUUAUGUUGCAGUAUUAUUAAGGAAAAAAAUUUUGGCGAGUAUAAAUAUGGACUCUAUGACAAUACAGUUAUUAAAAAUGAAAAUCAAUCAAGUAUGGAACAAGAUAUUAUAUUUUUGGAUCAAAAUGAUAAAUUUUCAUCUUCUGAGUAUGGUCUGCAAUUAGUAAAUGAUAAAAGUUAUUGUAAUCUAAUAUGUAAUGAACAAAAGAGAUCCACAUUCCAUAAAGAAUUACCGCUUGAUAUUGAUUUUCAAUCUCCAUAUGUACUAGGAACAACAACAUUUAAAAUUCCUAGUGUGAUCAAACAAACUAUUUUUAAUAGUAAAAUUAUUUUUAUUUAUUUAUUUAUUUAGAAAAACUCUACUAUUUCUAAAAUUAUUAACUAUUGUACAUUUUAGAUAAAAAUAGACAAAACUUAGAACAUAGUAGUGCUUUUAAACCAGUAUACCGCUGGCAUCAUGAUAUUUCUAAUGAGGAGACAAUAAGAAUUAGUAAGUCCAUAUGUAUUUUAAAAAUUUAAAAAUUAUCAUUGAAUUGUUUAAAUUAUAGGCAACAAUAAACAACAUAAUAAAGAGUAUCUUAGCGCUUUUAAACCAGUAAAUCAUUCAACACACAAUGAAAGAGAUGAAGUCAAAGAUAUUAGUAAAUCCAUUUUGUUUAAAAAAUUUCAGAAAUUAUAACCUUUUAAUAUACAUAUUUUUUUUUUAGACAACAUCAGGCAGAAAAUUAAACAUAAUAGUGCCUUUAAAGUAUUCAAUUGUAAUGCAUAUACAACUGAAAAAAUAAGAGGAAUAAGUAAAUUUUUUUUAUUUUUUUUUAAGAUUAAAAAUUAACACUAAUUAAUUUUAAUUUUAGGUUACAGUAGUCAGAACCAAGGUUAUAGUAGUGCUUUUAAACCAGUAUACCAAUCAACUCAAAAUACUUAUGAUAAGAUCACUGGAAUAGGUAAAUACAUUUUUAUUAAAAAAUUAUAAAUUAUUUUUAAUUAUUAUAAUUUUAUUUUAUUACAACAUAUAGUUAUAUAAAUAAUCAGUUGAAGUUUGUACAUUUUUAUUUUAUAAUUAUAAAUGUGUAAUGUUAAAUACAUUUUUAAAUUAUAGGUCUGACUGCUAUAAUGUAUAAUGCAUAUUGUGAUAGUUUAAGUUUACAAAGAUUAAAAACACAGUUAUGUGAUUAAUGAUAAUUUGUUGUACAAUAUUAAGUCUUUUUGACUUCAUAGAUGUUUUUAUCCUGUCUUUGGUAAUGGAGGUUUACUUAUAUAAAAUUUGAUUUUUUUUUUUUUUUUUAAUUUUGUUAAGUUUGUACGAAUUGUAUGAAUAUAUUUUAUUAAAUUAAAUUUGUAAAAGAUGUGUUAUAUCUGUUGAAUUUAGGUGGUAUAUUACAUUGUUUUAUACAUUCACUAUGAUUCAGUUAUUCAGUUUAAAACACAUUGACCUCUUUGACCUAUUGUAAAAAUCCAUAAAUACUCUAAUUGUCAGCUGUCUAGUUGUUUUUCAAUUUCUCACAUUAAUUUCAAUAGUUAGUGUAUAGUAUAUUUACAUGAAAAUAUAUUAAACUGUGAUCAUGUUCAUCUAAAGGCCAUAAUUUAAUUUGGUGUAAUGAAAAACUAAGCAUUAAUAAUAUAAAAAUUAAAUAUUUUCUGCUCUAGCUAUAGUUAAACACUUAAUACAGUUUAUUUCAAUUUUAGAUUACAAGAGAGAAAGAUUGAAUGAAAACAUAUCAAGUUAUCUAGGCGAAAAUGCUGAAAACUUCUUCAACUACACAACAGCUCAACAAAUCAACCAAAGUAAUCUGGGUAUGUAUUAAAUUUAUUGCUUAUAAAAAUAAUUAAUAUUUCUGCUUAUUAAUAAGUUUAUUUAAAUGUUUCAGGUACUUGGGUAGAUGUUAAUUAUAAUUUUAGUGGUCAACAAGUAGGUGAAGUCAAUUCUUCAAACAAAAUAUGUCAAAAACAAAAUUUUAUCAGUUAUACAGAAAAGCUAGGUAAAAUAAAUACACAUAAUUAGUG
Messenger RNA from Cinara cedri, 2699 nucleotides. The record is from the annotation of a GenBank genome assembly. NCBI's taxonomy places the organism in Eukaryota, Metazoa, Arthropoda, Insecta, Hemiptera, Aphididae.